Molecule: messenger RNA, 444 nt
Organism: Rhizophagus irregularis DAOM 181602=DAOM 197198
Lineage: Eukaryota; Fungi; Glomeromycota; Glomeromycetes; Glomerales; Glomeraceae
Source: RefSeq, a predicted model, not a curated record
AUGCUCGUAGAUUACGCCUUUUGUAUGAUUGACGAGUAUUGCGAUUCAAUUUCUAACAAAGCGUGUGGAACUGAAGUGGUUAUUAACAGUGUAGAGUCUAUUUUGGAUCAUAAAAGUGAAGAUCAAUUUAUAUAUGUCUAUAAGGUCGGCAGAGAGUCAGGACAUACCAAAGGACGAAUGAUCCCUGUUUUAGAACCUGUGGUCAUAACUGAAUUGUUUGAAAAAGCUAAAAGAGCUAAUGGUUUGUUGGUUUACGGUAUUGAUGGUAAAUUUGGGGAUCAUGGAGAUUCAGGUGCCCCAGUCUACGAUGAAACUGGUGCCUUGUGGGGAAUUUACGAGGCUACCCAUGAAAAAUACAGUGACAUAUCUAUUGUCAUCCCUAUUGGCACUAUCUUAGAAAGUGUUUACAUAAAGGAACAACUGGAAUUUAAGCUUAUUAAAUAA